UAAUUUCCUUUCAAUUGAGAUAAUGUCAAAAUUGACAUGGCGCUUACGAUCUAUUGUUUCUUACACGCACGGUUAGUUUAUAUUCGACUGUCUACAUUAUAAUAUUUAUUAUAACAGUCAUUGUAUACACGCCGUGCAAAACAGUCUUGUGUAAACUGAUAAAAAAUAUCAAGAUCUGCGAUACUAAACGACGAAAUUAAUGGUGAAUGGAAUAAAAACAUAGUUUACAUUGUGUACAAACCAUUAUGGCGAAACGAGUUUGCGUCAUUGGCGCUGGCGUAGCCGGUUUGGCUUCCGCAAGAUAUCUUAAAGAAGAAGGUAUUAAUUUUACAGUUUUAGAAUCGACUAGAUACGUCGGCGGUACCUGGAGAUAUGAUCCAAGGGUGGGCACCGACGAAAAUGGCUCCCCCUUACAUACAAGCAUGUACAGCAAUCUAAGAACUAAUUUACCCAAACCAACAAUGGAGAUGAGAGGCUUUCCAUUACCAGAUGGCAUCCCAUCGUUUCCGCCUUGGCACAUAUUUUACGAAUAUCUGCAGUCUUAUGCAAAGCAUUUCGAAUUAGAAAAGUACAUAAAGUUUUUACACAACGCUGUGUCAGUAAGGCGUGAAGACGAUGUAUGGAAAGUCAAAUAUCAAAAUGUAAAAACGGGCCAGCAAUUUAAUGAGGAGUUCGACUACGUUAUAGUUGCGAAUGGACAUUUUAGCAAACCGAAUAUGCCGAACAUACCUGGCGAAGACAUAUUUCAAGGAACAAUAAUUCACAGUCAUGACUACAAAACCCCGGAGCCGUAUCGCGGUCGCCGCGUGCUGGUGAUCGGCGCUGGACCCUCCGGCAUGGACAUCGGCAUGGACGUCACCCACGUGUGCUCCACCAUGUUCCACAGCCACCACUCACCUGUCAAUUUCAGGACGCAAUUCCCUCCGCAUUACGUAAAAAAGCCAGAUGUCAAAAUGUUCAAUGAAACUGGAGUUAUUUUCGUUGAUGGCACAUUUGAGGAGAUUGAUGACGUUAUUUAUUGCACAGGUUUCCAUUAUGAUUUCCCCUUCUUAGACGAGACCUGCGAAUUAAACUUGAAACCACACAGCGUGUCGCCCUUGUAUAAGUACAUGGUGAACAUACAUCAGCCAUCGAUGAUCAUGAUUGGACUGGUCGUGCGUGCUUGCUUGGUAGUUGCUCUAGACGCUCAGGCUCGUUACGCUACCGCUCUAAUAAAAGGCAACUUCACACUGCCGCCCCACGACGUGAUGAUGCAGGAGUGGCAGCGGCGCGCUGACGUGCUGCAAUCGAAAAGCCUCCCAAUGUCUCACAUACACUUCUUAGGAGAAAAAGAGGACGAAUACUACGCCGGCCUUUCUGAAGAGUCCGGAAUCGACCGGGUUCCGCCUGUCAUGUUUAAAAUCCGAACCACCGACACCGAUGCGAAGCUCGAAAACCUUUACACAUUCCGGGACUACGUAUACACGGUCAUAGAUGACCACACUUUCGUCAGAACUAUAGAAGACCCACCAUACAGUGACAACCGUUCUGUGUAUCCAUAGAUAAAGAUAAAUUCUGUAAACUGUUUCAUCUUAUCCAACUGUUAAUUCAUACGACCAAUUUGAAUAAAGAACCGCCACGCGCCACCUUUGGAACAAUCUCGAAGACUAACGAAUUAGAAUAAAGUUUGCGUAACAUCC
This is a messenger RNA of Manduca sexta (tobacco hornworm), 1679 nucleotides long. It is a transcript of the gene FMO2, whose product is annotated as senecionine N-oxygenase. NCBI's taxonomy places the organism in Eukaryota, Metazoa, Arthropoda, Insecta, Lepidoptera, Sphingidae. The record is from RefSeq and is a predicted model, not a curated record. Gene Ontology annotation, molecular function: N,N-dimethylaniline monooxygenase activity; flavin adenine dinucleotide binding; NADP binding.